AUGGAAAAGUUAACAAGACUUCAGGAUAUGUACCACCAUAUGGUUAAAAAUUAUAAAGAAAUGGAUGAAAUGGAAUCUCCAACUUCUACACAAGAAAAUGGUAAUGUGUUAUUUAUAUUCUUAUUUUUAGGUUCAUCAAAUUUGAUGGACACCUUGGAGGACCUGCCUUCCGGGAUUGGUCAAUAUGAGGAUUUCCAUACAAUUGAUUGGUUGAGAGAUAUUGCUAGAGAUCGUAUGAGACAUCGUCACAUCACCAAAAAAAGACAAGAAGGAUGCUGGGAAAAGGUUUUAAGUGCACAUGAUGCAUGGUCAGGAUGGGUGUGUGUCUUGUUGGUUGGUGUUGCUGCUGGCCUCUGUGCUGGUGUUAUAGACAUUGGAGCCACAUGGAUGUCAGAUCUUAAAGAAGGCAUAUGUAAAGAAGCCUUCUGGUUAAAUAAAGAACAAUGCUGCUGGUCAGCCAAUGAUACAACAUAUGAUGAUGAGGGUUGUAGUCAGGUAUAG
Mytilus trossulus (common blue mussel) is the source of this 501-nucleotide messenger RNA. RefSeq names its product H(+)/Cl(-) exchange transporter 4-like. Lineage: Eukaryota; Metazoa; Mollusca; Bivalvia; Mytilida; Mytilidae. Gene Ontology annotation, cellular component: early endosome; Golgi apparatus; synaptic vesicle. The coding region runs from base 1 to 501 and encodes 166 amino acids. Gene Ontology annotation, molecular function: voltage-gated chloride channel activity. The transcript has 3 exons. The record is from RefSeq and is a predicted model, not a curated record.